AAAUAAAGUAGCACAUAAGCCAAACUUCUGUCUAAAGGGGGAUCCAAGAUUGUCUAAAUCAGCUUGAUUGUAACAUUUCAUGAUUACAUUGCCAGUUUCAGUGUUGCAUUGGAGCAGUUGAUAACGGGAUCCAGGAUGAACGUUUCUAGCCCCAGACGGCAACCACGUUCGCUGAGGCGGCUCCAGUGCAAGUAGAGCUUAGAUCUUAGAGCCUGGAAGUUGCUGGAAUGAACCACUCCAGCUGGCCCAUCUCCUGGCACAGCCAGUGGAGCAGAUCCAGCAGCUGCCACACGCAGCACUGUCUCCCACAGGGGUUGCUCAGACUGCCCCUUCCUUGCUGAGUAUGGCAGAAUUUUAGACAUACUUCAAAUUUCAAUCGCUCAAUUGGAAAUGGACAAUCUAUCAUUAUAAAUGGGCAAUCCCUUGCCUGGGAAAUAAACAACCCUGUUUAUGCUGUCAGAGUAGAAGCUGCUUUUAUGAUCCGCUGGGACCAUCGGAUUCAAAGACUGAAGCAAGAUGGAGAACAGGUGACUUGCAGGGAUCAUGUUGAGGCAACUGCUGCUGUCCUUGGGAGUCCUACAGGUGACCCUUGCCUUCCUGGCUUCUGGCCAUGGCCAUCUGGACGAGAGGGGACCCGUCCUGGAAGAGACAGGCAGGCCCAGUUCCCCAGGCCUUGAGAUGCUCAAGGAGGUCCACAUCCCAGAUUUUAAACAAGUGGCUCUGGAAACACCAAGGGUCCAAGAUGAUCUUGCGCCAGAAGCCAGCAUGAUGAUGAUGUCAGCAGCACUGGAGGCCCAGGAGCGGGAAGGGCGUUCCCCGCGGAGAUGUGUCCGUGUCCAGGAAUCCUGCCUUGGGCACAAACUGCCAUGCUGUGACCCGUGUGCCACUUGUUACUGCCGCUUUUUCAACGCUAACUGCUUCUGCAAGAAAUUCAGCAGCACUUUCCCCUGUAGCAGGAACUAGCUUGCAUUAUGCAGGCUGCCAUUUACUGAUCUUGAAUAGAUGUGAGGUCCAUAUAUAUUCCUUUUACAUUCCAAUAAAUCACCUAUGAAAAAGAA
Molecule: messenger RNA, 1058 nt
Organism: Pantherophis guttatus
Lineage: Eukaryota; Metazoa; Chordata; Lepidosauria; Squamata; Colubridae
Source: RefSeq, a predicted model, not a curated record